GAGAGAGAGAGAGAGAGAGAGAGAGAGAGAGAGAGAGAAAGGGGAAGGAAAGCAAUCGAGAGGGAGAGAGCGAAUCGGAGUGCGAGUGCAAGACAAAGCUAUGAAAUUAAUCCGAGCUAUUUGCCUCCUGCUUCUUUGUCCAGCUUUGAGCCUCAACACUAGACAUGGCUAUGAGGGGCUGGAGCAGAAGCUGAAGGAGGUCUUCACCGAGCGGACUGGCAUCAUGCGUCAACUCUCCAAGACUUCAAAGGAACUGGACAGCAUAAAAGGCAACCUUCAGACACUGAAAAAUGACGACUCCGUGGCCAAGGCGGAUGUCCUGAAAAUCCUGGCGCUCAGCCACAAGCAGAGGGGAGAGAUGAAGUCCCUCCAGGCUGCCUUGCAGAAGCAGCUGGACGAGGCAACGGAGCAAGCCGAGAAACAGCAGGCCACCAUCAAGUUCCUCAAGAUGGAGAUGGAGAAAAAGACCAAAAUAAUCAAGGACCUGCAACAGGAGAACAAGAGCUUGAAAAAUAAACUGCUAUCUGGCAACAAACUGUGUGAUGUCCAUGCAGAAGAGUCCAAAAAAAUCCAGGCUCAACUGAAAGAGCUGCGGUACGGGAAAAAGGAUUUAAUUUUCAAGGGACAGCAGCUAAUGGAUCUGGAGCACAAGUUAACCAUUGCCAAAGAAGAGCUGGAAAAGGCUGCACUGGACAAGGAGUCUCAGUUGAAGGCACUGAAGGACACAGUGCACAUCUGCUUCUCUGCUGUUCUGCACAACCAGCCCACCAGCAGCCACAGGUUCCCCGCCACCCCCACCCACUUGUUCAGAUACUCCUCACUCGUCAACAGCUCCAGAGUCACCUUUCAGCAGCCACACGCCAAGGAUAUCCCGAAAGUUCAGAGAAUCAUCACAGCCAGUAAAUCGCCUGCGAACAUUGGGGUAAUGAGGAGAGACAGUAGUCCCGGAGUCAAGGACUGCCAGAUGGAAAAGAUUGGCGGGGGUUGCUUCCAAAACCAGACGGAGACAGAAUCCUCUCCCGACAGUAAAAAGCUGCUUGAACAGAAGGCAAUGAAAGGCUUGGCCACUAACAAAGUGUGAUGCAGAAGCCUCAAGCAAAGGCCUGCAGCGCAGAUUGGAAAAUCAAAUGCAAAGCCCUCAGAUGGCAGGGAGGAAGUAGAGGGAGGCAGCAAAAACACGAAACUACACAAAAACAACUGAGUGGAUGGGAUGUCAUUGGAGAUGCAGAACACCUGCGUUACCUGGAGAUCUUUUUCAGAGCACAUACUUGUGCCCCCACACACACACACACACACAGUUUGCAAAAGAGACACAGGAAUUGUUGGACGAAAACAAACUUCUCAACCGUGAAAUGUUUAAAUUUUUCGAUUGAAAACCUGCAUAAUAACAUGGCAUGCAUUCUAGACUUCUUUUAAAAGGUAGCAAUGGCAUUGGUAACUUGUUUUAUGAUUGUUCAUUGUUGUUUUUUUUUCAGAGCGAGGACACUACUUUCUACAGUAAAUGUGUGUUAUUUCUAAAUAAAUCCCUUUGCACUGGUGAGGUCAUGAUAUUCUGGUAUAUAAGUAGUCCCAUUAACAAAAACUGCUGUAACACCAAACUUACAAAUAUGGUUUGACACUCAUUGUAGCAAGGUUAAUUUACUCUCUCCUCCAUAUUUUAAAGUAUAUAGGCUCUCAAGUUGGCUGGCCAACUUCUUUCAACAUUUAAUAUUUCAGAGCUCUUUCUGCCUUUAACAUGCUAGAGGUGAAGAGCCAAAGACUCACAAUGAGUCGUCUCCCUGAGAAUGUGCCAUGCACUGAGUAGUUACUCCUAGCUACAUUGAUCUGUGUUAUUUGACCCUUUCUUUCAAUAAACUGUGAUUUUCAGUAAAUUUGUGAAGAUUAAAUGGAUAUUUGUGGAGAAAA
This is a messenger RNA of Oncorhynchus mykiss (rainbow trout), 1905 nucleotides long. The record is from RefSeq and is a predicted model, not a curated record. NCBI's taxonomy places the organism in Eukaryota, Metazoa, Chordata, Actinopteri, Salmoniformes, Salmonidae.